GACAAGUUUUGGGGCAAAGAAAGAGAGAGGGAACGAAGAGGAACGAGUGAUUGUGUGUGUGGGGAUAAAGGAGUAACAACUGGAAUUUUUCCACCACGACACCGUGAGAUUGACUGAAGAUGUCUGAUAAUGGGGAAGUGGAGGACAAGCCACCAGCACCGCCCAUGAGAAACACCUCCACCAUGAUGGCAGGCUGCGGUAAAGACACAGGCCCCAUAAACCAUGGCUCCAGACCUCUGCCCCCCAACCCAGAGGAUAAGAAGAGCAAGAAGGACCGCUCUAUCCGUGCCAUUCUGACGGGUGGAGGAGACAAGACCAACAAGAAUAAGAAGGAGCGGCCUGAGAUCUCUCUGCCCUCGGAUUUUGAGCACACCAUCCACGUUGGCUUUGACGCUGUCACUGGAGAGUUUACGGGGAUGCCGGAGCAGUGGGCUCGUUUGCUCCAGACCUCCAACAUCACUAAGCUGGAGCAGAAGAAAAACCCCCAGGCCGUACUGGAUGUGCUGAAGUUCUAUGACUCCAAGGAAACAGCUAACAGUCAGAAAUACAUGAGUUUUACAGAUAAAAGUGCAGACAAUUAUAACUCAUCUAGUGCUGUGAACUCCAAAACCGUGUCUGAGAUGCCUGCUGUAGCAACGGUGUCGGAGGAUGAUGACGAAGAUGAGGCCACACCUCCUCCUGUGAUUGCUCCUCGCCCAGAACACACCAAAUCUAUCUACACACGUUCAGUGAUCGAGCCUCUUCCUCCAGCCUCCACCAAAGAUGUCGCUUGCUCGCCCAUUUCCCCUCCCCCCGUCGAGAGCGGCAGCCCCAAAGCCACUCCCUCCACAGCCACGCCCUCUGCCACUGCGCCCCGUGCCGCAGACAAAACACGUAAGAAGACCAAGAUGUCUGAUGAGGAGAUCCUCGAGAAGCUCCGCAGUAUAGUGAGUGUAGGUGACCCUAAAAAGAAGUACACACGUUUUGAGAAGAUUGGCCAAGGAGCUUCUGGGACUGUCUAUACAGCGAUAGACAUUGCCACAGGACAGGAGGUGGCCAUAAAGCAGAUGAAUCUCCAGCAGCAGCCCAAGAAAGAGCUGAUAAUUAAUGAGAUUUUAGUCAUGAGGGAAAACAAGAACCCCAACAUUGUGAAUUACCUGGACAGUUACCUGGUCGGAGAUGAGCUGUGGGUGGUUAUGGAGUACCUGGCGGGAGGUUCUCUGACGGACGUGGUGACGGAGACAUGUAUGGACGAGGCACAAAUUGCUGCUGUGUGUCGUGAAUGUCUACAAGCAUUGGAGUUCCUGCACUCAAACCAGGUUAUCCAUCGUGACAUUAAAAGUGACAACAUUCUGCUGGGGAUGGAUGGUUCUGUUAAACUCACGGAUUUUGGCUUCUGCGCCCAGAUCACGCCAGAGCAGAGUAAGAGGAGUACCAUGGUGGGCACACCCUACUGGAUGGCCCCAGAGGUGGUGACCCGGAAAGCCUACGGUCCUAAAGUGGACAUCUGGUCUCUAGGCAUUAUGGCUAUUGAGAUGAUAGAAGGCGAACCACCGUACCUCAACGAAAACCCACUGAGGGCACUGUAUCUCAUAGCAACCAACGGAACUCCGGAACUGCAGAACCCUGAGAAACUAUCAGCAAUAUUCCGAGACUUCCUUAACCGCUGUCUGGAGAUGGACGUGGAGAAGAGAGGCUCAGCUAAGGAGCUUCUACAGCACCAGUUCCUGAAGAUGGCCAAGCCUCUGUCCAGUCUCACUCCACUGAUCCUGGCCGCUAAGGAAGCAGCCAAGAACAACCGCUAACCUGUCAGAAGAAGCCUUUCCCUUCCAACCUCUCUCUCCUGCCUGCAUCCCCCCAAACCUGCCUCUGUCUGUCUCCUCCCUCUGGGGGAGGGGUCACAUUGUAGGAAUGGCUUUUGAGAGAGUCCUGCCCCCCCCCCCUCCCCAACCCCCACAUCUCUGCCUCUACUGUAAGGGUAACGGGGUGACAGCAGAAAGGUCACAAAGGACACCAAAGAGGCUCGUAUGAUGUGACUUUUAGGAUGAUUUCACUUGAAGGAAGUAGCAGUAGCCUCAGCAUGUCCCCAGGCUCAAAGGAUUAUGGGAGAGCAGUUUGCACAUUUGUCCGGCAGAGAAAAUCCUCCACACUCCUGAUCACAGACUCUCGCUGGGUCUGGGGUUUCCAUUCUGCUUUCUUUUCAGUCUUUUUUUUUUUUCUUUUGGCUUGUUUCUUUUUGCCUGUCUGAAUGUUUGUUUGUAGGUACGUCUAUUCAUGUGCUGUAAUGCAGUUUUUUUGGUUGUUUGUUUUAUUGCAUUUUUAAACAGGUUUUCCAUUGGGUUCGACAGCAGAUUAGUGUAUGUUGCAGUAUGAAACAUGGUACAGUUUUAUGAUGCUGAUUUAGGGGAAAAAAUAGAAUAUUUUCCAGGGAAUGAUGAGGUACUGAGUGGAAAAUGGUACGCAUGUCUAUUUAAAUGAAACAUUAGAGUUAAUAAUGCUGUAAAAGACAAAUUCAUUAUGGUACAUGAACAAUGCUUGUUGAUGAAGCAACUGAAAAAGAAAUGAAAAAGCCCUGUCUACUUUAAUUUUGGGUAAAAAAAAUGGAAUGACAUGUAAAACAAAAGUUGAAACUCCUGACUGAUAUAAACCGUCCUUUUGUCUUGUUUAGUAAAACAAAAAACAAAACAAUGAUGUAUAUUUCUUGUUGACAACAGUUCAGAAAAAAAUGAAUGAAACUUUGUAUAGCAGUGUGUGUACUGUCACAAACAUUGAAUUAAUAUUAAUGUCCAAAAAAAAAAAAAAAAAAAACCCUGAAUGCUUUAAGCAAGUUUCUCUUUUUAAUGUAGCGUUGAUGAACCCUUUGGCCUUAAACUAUUUCACAGGGACAAGAUGAAAUUACACAGAUGGCACAGUUUACUGUCAACUGUCUCUUUGGUUCAGCCUUAGGGAUGGACGGUAAUUAGUCUGAAAGAAAAUCUAUGUAAUACACAAGUCUUGUUCUCCCUGUUUGAGCCAUAAUUUCUUUAUAAGUCAUUUUGAUUAACUGAAAUUCUCAACUUAUGACAAGAUGAAUAAAAGCUGUACA
Molecule: messenger RNA, 3064 nt
Organism: Chanos chanos (milkfish)
Lineage: Eukaryota; Metazoa; Chordata; Actinopteri; Gonorynchiformes; Chanidae
Gene: pak1
Product: p21 protein (Cdc42/Rac)-activated kinase 1
Exons: 15
Coding region: 120-1784 (554 amino acids)
Biological process (GO): protein phosphorylation
Molecular function (GO): ATP binding; protein serine/threonine kinase activity
Source: RefSeq, a predicted model, not a curated record